This is a messenger RNA of Staurois parvus, 446 nucleotides long. The record is from the annotation of a GenBank genome assembly. Lineage: Eukaryota; Metazoa; Chordata; Amphibia; Anura; Ranidae.
GGGAGACCCGGAUACAGUGAAUGCAGGGUCCGGGGAGACCAGAUAUAGUGAAUGCAGGGUCCGGGGAGACCAGAUAUAGUGAAUGCAGGGUCCGGGGAGACCAGAUAUAGUGAAUGCAGGGUCCGGGGGGAGAAAAGAUAUAGUGAAUGCAGGGUCCGGGGAGAAAAGAUAUAGUGAAUGCAGGGUCCGGGGAGACCAGAUAUAGUGAAUGCAGGGUCCGGGGAGACCAGAUAUAGUGAAUGCAGGGUCCGGGGAGACCAGAUAUAGUGAAUGCAGGGUCCGGGGAGACCAGAUAUAGUGAAUGCAGGGGUCCGGGGAGACCGGAUAUAGUGAAUGCAGGGUCGGGGGAGACCGGAUAUAGUGAAUGCAGGGUCCGGGGAGACCGGAUAUACAGUGAAUGCAGGGUCCGGGGAGACCGGAUAUAGUGAAUGCAGGGUCCGGGGAGA